Molecule: messenger RNA, 2292 nt
Organism: Clupea harengus (Atlantic herring)
Lineage: Eukaryota; Metazoa; Chordata; Actinopteri; Clupeiformes; Clupeidae
Gene: pip4p2
Product: phosphatidylinositol-4,5-bisphosphate 4-phosphatase 2
Biological process (GO): phosphatidylinositol dephosphorylation
Cellular component (GO): late endosome membrane; phagocytic vesicle membrane; plasma membrane
Molecular function (GO): phosphatidylinositol-4,5-bisphosphate 4-phosphatase activity
Source: RefSeq, a predicted model, not a curated record
UUUGGGGAUCCCUCUUGCGCUGCAUACCCUUCAUUUCCUCUCCCUUUCUCACCCUUCCCUUCGCAUAGCCUUACGUCGCUGGCUCCACCUCCGCGGAGCUACCCUUGCUGAAGCCAGGAGCACCCACUGCCCCUGUUCUAAAAGAAGUGGACAGAAGAGACCCACAGCUGCCCUCGCUGUUUCUGUCGCUAAUCGGGUGCGACCACAAACGCCAUGGCUUCCGACGGCAUGGAUGAACGUUCUCCGUUGUUGUCAGCCCCCAACUCGGGGAAUGUCACACCCACGGCACCGCCGUACCUGCAGGACAGCAGUCCAAGAGCUGAGCUACCUCCUCCAUACACCGCCAUUGCGAGUCCUGAUGCAAGCGGAGUUCCAGUCAUUAACUGCCGCGUCUGUCAGUCACUCAUUAACUUGGAUGGCAAGCUCCAUCAGCAUGUGAUCAAGUGCACCGUCUGCAAUGAGGCCACGCCCAUCAAAAAUCCUCCAACUGGGAAGAAGUACGUGAGAUGUCCCUGCAACUGCCUGCUUAUCUGUAAAGACACUUCCAGAAGAAUAGGGUGCCCCCGGCCCAACUGUAGACGGAUCAUCAACCUGAGUCCAGUGAUGGUGAUCCCGGAGGAGCAGCCGGCACAGCCAGCAUUACCGGUGCAGCCCGAGGGCAUGCGUGUGGUGUGUGGUCACUGCGGCAACACGUUUCUGGAAAGUGACGACACCCCCGUAUCCGAGCAUGAAUCUGAGCUCCCUGCUGAGGGCACCCCCUCUUCCUCUUCCUCCAAGAGCUCUCGGUGGAUGGAGCUGCGCUUCAACACUUUGGCCAAGUGCCCACACUGCAAAAAAAUAUCCUCUGUGGGCAGUGCCCUUCCUCGGAGGCGCUGCUGUGCCUACAUCACAGUGGGCAUGCUGUGUGUCUUUAUUGGUGUUGGACUGACGGUGGGCACUCAAGACUUCGCCAGUCGCUACUAUGCUACCUAUGUGUCUUGGGCCUUCGCUUACCUUCUGGGUCUGAUCUGCCUCAUUCGAGCCUGCUACUGGGGGGCCAUCAAAGUCAGCUACCCAGAGAACACCUUUGCAUAGGCUGGGAGCCGCCACAAAAACAAAGACCCCACUGUUUAAGUUGACGCUCUGGUCAGUGGUCAGGCAUUGGCAGGUUCAAAGUCACAGUGUCAAUCCAGGUAACAAGGAGCCACGAUCCAGUCCAGGAUUUCUACUGUAGAGGAAUAUGAAAUUUGUCUGAAGUAAAUUGUCCUCAAUGUUAAUUAUAUUAAGAAAGCUUGUUGAUUUGAUUCUAGUGUUGGACAAAAAAAACAAUGAUGCAUUGAUUACAUAUGUAUUGAAAUGUCUGAAUCGCCUAUAUUAUCAUUAAUUUGGAGCGGCUGCGCCUGCUGGAGUUGGCCCACCUGGAACAGUAUGACCCCUGCCCAACGGACUUGUACACAUUCUAAGAGCUCCGUUUUUGUUACCCACCAGACCAAAUGAGGUUUUAUUAUCUUUUAUUAUCAAAUUGCCCAUUGCACUACAAUUUUAUGCAAUUCUUUUGUUCAGUUGCUGCUAGAUGAUACAGCUGUAAAAAAGCUGAAAAGUCCUCAUGUGUUGUGAUCGAUAACCCAUGUUUACUACCAUGGUACCAUUGAAGACACAAGUAUUUUAAAUGUCCAGAAGGUAUUUAAAAUGUCAUUAAAUAGCUGACUGUCAUAAAUGUUUUUGUGCCAAUCUCGCCAACAAAAUGUCUGUUUUGAACAGAUCCUUGAAGGGAGACUGUUCAUUUUAAAAAGAGACAUUCUUUGCCAUAGGCUUACUUUUUCAAUUCACUGUGAGCUGUGUUUUGUUUUCCGCGUUUUCUCAUCAUACACCCCAUGAUCCUAUCUGCCUUCAUUACUGACAGUAUUGCGAUUCUGCUGCGUAGAAAUAUCAUGAUUGCAUGAUUAUUAUUUUUUUAUUCUUUUUAUUACACAUGUAUAAACACCCGUGUUAUUUUGAUUGUUUUCUUCCAGGCACUGAAAUGGUACCACUGCUGUCAUGCGUCCCUACUGUGUGUAGUCAAUAAACAAACCUCCCCGAGUCUUGCCUGUUUCCUAAAUCCAGUCGAAAGCUUGCUAGCUAGACGCACAGUAGAUCCGCUUUCUGUUGAGAUAAACGGGCACAACAAUUGUAUCUAAUCUUGUUCUGAAUGUGAUGAUACUGAAGCUCUUUGUACAUAGUUACUUCAGCACAUUGAAACCGUAGCUUGAGUUGAAAUAAUGCUUGGGUCUUUUUGAAAAUGAUAAUUUACCAAUAAAAUUAGAAAAUAACUUG